CAGCCAUACUGCUUUCGAUUUGAUGACAGAGCCCCCAAAAAAACCCGUGGCCAUUACUUGUACUAGUCGUUGACAAGUGCAAUCCGCAGUCCGUUCAUGCGAGUGCGAUAGUCUUUACUGUAAGUGUUCUUCUGCGUUCCUCUAUAAUAUUGUUUUGAACAGUCAGGGCCUGUGACAAUGGCUAGUGGUUCUUCGGGCGACAGCCAGGCCACUAUUGCACAGAAAACAUGGGAACUGGCAAAUAACGUUGAAACUGUUAGUACUGUUGAUGAAAUAUAUCGUUACGAUCGGAAGCAACAGCAAGAUAUUCUUGCAGCCAAACCAUGGGAAAAAGACCCACACUUCUUUAAAGAUAUUAAAAUUUCUGCUCUUGCACUUUUGAAAAUGGUAAUGCAUGCAAGAUCUGGAGGUACUCUUGAAGUAAUGGGUUUACUGCUGGGCAAAGUUGAUGCAAACACUAUGAUGGUAAUGGAUUCAUUUGCCUUGCCUGUUGAAGGCACUGAAACAAGAGUUAAUGCCCAAGCACAAGCAUAUGAGUAUAUGACAGCAUACAUUGAAGCAGCAAAGCAGGUGGGCCGUUUGGAGAAUGCUAUUGGUUGGUAUCACAGCCAUCCUGGGUAUGGUUGUUGGUUAUCAGGAAUUGAUGUGUCAACUCAAAUGCUUAAUCAGAAUUUUCAGGAACCAUUUGUUGCAAUUGUCAUUGAUCCUGUAAGAACUAUAUCUGCCGGGAAAGUAUGCCUUGGUGCUUUUCGUACAUACCCUAAGGGCUACAAACCUGCUAACGAAGAACCAUCUGAAUAUCAGACAAUACCUCUUAACAAAAUUGAAGAUUUUGGGGUGCAUUGUAAACAGUACUAUUCCCUAGAAGUGAGCUACUUCAAAUCAUCUUUGGAUCGUCGGUUAUUAGAUUCAUUGUGGAACAAAUAUUGGGUGAACACUUUGAGUUCAUCUAGCUUGUUGACAAAUGCAGAUUACACAACAGGACAGAUAUUUGAUUUGUCUGACAAGUUGGAACAAUCAGAAGCUGCCCUUGGACGUGGUGGUUUCAUGUUGGGAGGAUCAGAUCCACAUGAGAAAAGAACAGAGGAUAAAUUGCUGAAAGCAACUAAAGACAGCUGCAAAACUACAAUUGAAAUCAUUCAUGGCCUUAUGGCUCAGAUGAUUAAAGAUCGUCUUUUCAAUCAGAUAAAGACAAAGUGUGAUACAUAACUGUUUAUACUUUGUACUACAAUACUUCAGGUCUAAUGAUUUAAAAUUAUUCCAAAAAUUGCUUAAAUGUGCUUGACCUAAGAAUAUUAUUUGAAAUUGAAAAAAUACUGUGUUCUUACCAUGUAUACUCUGUUGUGCACAGUAUUGCAAAUAAAUUUGAUACUACACUUAUUUCUUUUAUUUAUUACAAACAUAUCUCCACAUACAACUCUAAAAGAACAACUUUAAUACUAUAUAACAAGUUUAUAAUUUUGAAAACUGUAAUAUUUCAAAA
Molecule: messenger RNA, 1483 nt
Organism: Gryllus bimaculatus (two-spotted cricket)
Lineage: Eukaryota; Metazoa; Arthropoda; Insecta; Orthoptera; Gryllidae
Source: the annotation of a GenBank genome assembly